Molecule: messenger RNA, 3938 nt
Organism: Lytechinus pictus (painted urchin)
Lineage: Eukaryota; Metazoa; Echinodermata; Echinoidea; Temnopleuroida; Toxopneustidae
Product: dolichyl-diphosphooligosaccharide--protein glycosyltransferase 48 kDa subunit-like
Exons: 10
Coding region: 443-1753 (436 amino acids)
Cellular component (GO): oligosaccharyltransferase complex; endoplasmic reticulum membrane
Source: RefSeq, a predicted model, not a curated record
ACUCGAGUAAAGGGUCUGAAUUGCAGCCUUCUCAUGCCUUGUGUACUGAUCGAAGGCCAUUGGAACAGCAAGUUUAGUAACUAGUCUUUGCGUGGAGGCACACUUGUUGAUCAAAGUUCCAAUCAGGGUCUGUACCUGCAGACUAGCACCUAGCUUGGGCUGCUGCAGAUUCAUACAUCGACUGUACACGUUGCACGUUGGCGUUAGUUGAUUGGUUCUGUUCAGUGUCAAACUAGUACAGUUCAUAAAUAGAAUAGUACAAAAAUAAAUUAUUAUACUUUAAAGCUUAAUAAUUUAAAUUUAAAUUUAUUUUUUCGAGUUUAUAAUUAUUAUCAUACUUUUUAAGGAUUACCAAAUAAUUACUUUAAAAAAAAAAAAAAGAGUUUUGAAUUAAAUAUCAUCUUCAAAUUGGCUAAUUAAGUCCUUCAGUAUUUUGACCAAAAUGGCAGUCGGCGUGGCACUUGUUCUCUGCGGGCUUCUGGCCAUCCUUAGCACUGUUCAGGGUGGAGGAAAGACCCUGGUUCUCCUAGAUUCAAUGACUAUGCGAGAGUCGCAUUCGAUGUUCUUCAAAUCUCUACAGGAGAGGGGUUUUGACCUGACAUACAAGACUGCUGAUGACCCCAACCUGAAGCUAAGCAGCUAUGGGGAAUACCUUUAUGAACAUCUAGUGCUAUUUUGCCCAUCAGUAGAAGAAUUUGGUGGAGAUAUUGGAGAAAAUACUUUAACAGAUUUUAUUGAUGAAGGAGGAAACAUUCUUGUAGCUGGUAACGCAGAUAUAGGAGAACCAUUAAGAGAACUUGGAAGUAAUUGUGGACUUGAAUUUGAUGAAGAGGGCACAUCAGUUAUUGAUCAUCUUAAUUACGAUGUUAAAGAUGAAGGAUAUCACACAUUGGUUGUGGCAGAUUCAGAAAACAUGAUAGAUGCUGAGACAAUUGUAGGUCCAAAAAGCAACAAGCCUGUCCUAUUCAAUGGAGUUGGCCUUAUCGCCGACCCUGACAACCCCCUCAUCAUCGACGUCCUCCAUGCCUCGUCGUCCGCCUACUCACACAACCCACAGGAGCCUGUGGAAGAUUACCCCUUGGCUGUUGGCAAGAAUACCCUUCUUGUUGCUGCUCUACAGGCCAGGAACAACGCCCGGGUGGUCUUCAGUGGUUCCGUAGAACUCUUCAGUGAUGCCUUCUUCCAGUCGGCUGUCCAGAAGGCAUCGUCAGGCAGCAAGAAGUAUGCCGAGUCUGGCAACCAGGCCCUGGCGGUGGCCCUCUCUCAGUGGGUCUUCAAAGAGCAUGGUGUCAUCAGGGUUAGCCGUGUCACCCAUCACAAGGUUGGAGAGACCACCCCACCUGCAUCAUAUACCAUUGAGGAUAAAGUGGAGUACAACAUCUGGCUUGACAUUUUGGUCGAUGGCGAAUGGCGUCCUUUCUCUGCCAAAGAUGUCCAAUUGGAGUUUGUCCGUAUUGAUCCAUUUGUUCGCACUUCACUCAAGAGCAACAAUGGCCGUUUCUCCACAGUCUUCAAGCUUCCUGAUAUCUAUGGUGUGUUUCAAUUUAAAGUGGAUUACAAUCGCAUUGGCUACACUCAUCUUUUCAGCACCACACAGGUCUCAGUCCGUCCUUUUGAGCACACCCAGUUUGAGCGUUUCAUCCCGUCUGCAUUCCCUUACUACGCAAGUGCCUUCUCUAUGAUGUUUGGUGUCUUUGUCUUCAGUUUUGUAUUUUUACACCAUCGUGACAGCGACAAGAGCAAAAAGGAGUAAUCCACCUCUGUCUCUUUCACUUCUUUUCCUUGUUCUUUUAGAUAGUCCAUUCCUUUUCUUGUUUAUAUGCAUCCAGAUGUGGCAGAGGUACUUCUGUUUGGAAAAAGAAAUAGAUGUUUGUAGAGUCUAUUGGGGUCUUUGUCAACUUGAUACUUUUUAAAGUUAGAGUAACUCUGCCAACUCUGUUUGCAGUCUCUUGGAAAUUUCUUUAUAAAACACUCUUGUCAUAUUAAUGCAAAUAUAAUUAUAAAUAAAAUUGAGGAAGGGGAAAUAAGAAUGCAUUUUUUCCAUUCUUCAUUCUAACAUCUUUUGAAUAGUUAUAGAAGGGUUAUGAAUGGGUAAUGGGUGCAGAUAUAUUCUGAGCAGUAUUUUGGAUUGAAUUGAACUUGAAUUUGGACAAAUCAAGGAUUCAUCAUUUUUUCAUGUGAAUCAGCAUAUUCAUAGGAUGUAUUUUUUUCCAUUACAUACUUAUGCCCCACUUUGCUUCCAAUUUUCACCACGGCUGCUUUAUACAUGAGUGAGGGCAGCAGUUCAGAGUUAAAAAUUGACUCACCCAUUGUACUUUCAUUUUAUUUUUGUUUGGGAUAUGUUGGGUACAGGAAUUUUAUACUAAAGGAACUAUUUACUUUAGAAAACAUGAAUGUGCAGAUCUUACACAUUCGGUUCAUAGGAGUAUUAAUUGUGGUCCAGCAUUUUAAAUUGGACAAAACCGGCAAUAUCAGUUGUCAAAUAGGUCUUAGGAACAGAUUUGUAUAGGUAGUACUUUAUCAAGCCUCUCUUUGUACAUUUUGCUCUUGCUGUUACUUAAGAAUCAAGGUCACAGCAAUUAUCUUAUGGUUCAUCAAGCAAGCCUAUUAGCCAGGAUUCGUGAAGGCGAUUUGAAUUCAUGGUUUGAAAACAUGGUUUAUGCAGCUCUCGUGCAUUGCUCAUGCUUAAUUCAUUGCCUUAUUCACACUAAGGCACUGAAUAAAUAAUGCACGCUUUUAUCAUAGCGCAUACUACUCUAAAUGAACACUUGUUAUUAAGGUCAAGCCUAAAUGAGCCAACAACAGUUCAUGUACAUUGAUUAAUAUUAACAGUGGACUCACUAUUGAAAAAAAACACCACAAUUUGUGUGUAUCAUUUUUGCACGCUUCAAUAAAAGCACACAUUCUUUAUUUGAUGCUUUGUCAAUAUAUACAUGCUGACUUAAUCGACUAAAACAGUGGAUUUAAAACCAAAUAGGUGUUCUUUUUUACAAUUUGUAUGAAACUGUUAGCAAUGAGGCCAUUCUUUGUUGAAUUGUCAGGAGAAAGAUUGAGUUCUAGAAGAAGUACUUAUUUCGAUUGUUCAUGAAAUCCUAUGUAAGUUCUUGAUGAACCUCUUUGUGAAACAGCUCUGAGUCUGUAACAUAGUGAUUGACCGUGGGGCUAAAUUGUAUGAUUGAUCAUACACCACAUGUCAAUGCAAUUAAUCGUAUAAAUCGACCCCACAAUCAAUCGCUAAACUUCAUGUUACAGGCUCCUGGGUCCCGUAACACACAGAUUAGUGAUUAAUUGUAAGCUUGAUUUUCACGAUUGAUUGUACAUUGUAGUCAAUGGAAUCAGUUGUAGAAAAAUGAACUAUGAUCAUUGCUAAGCUUUGUGUUACGUCCUCUGGUGUACAUGUACCUCUCCUUGGUAGAAUCGGUGAAAUUCGGGUUAAUGUCUUUCUGAAGUAAGUUUGUGUGCACUGACAGGGACUGGAACCCUGUACCUUGUGAUGUAGUUUGGAGACCCAAACCAUGGGACAGCAAAAUUAUUCACAAAAUGUCUUGUGAAUAAUUUUCACUGCCAAAUUUCCUCUGAGCCAAUCAGCUGCGAUGGUUUUGGUAGCUUGUAACAAUUUUUCAGUAAAAAAUCACUGAUCAUGUCAUUUGUAUUAAUGUAUCAUGUGUCAUAUGAUCAUUAUGAUCUCAGAAUAUUGGAGGUAGGUGGACAUCAAUACUGACUCAUUUAGUGGAGUAGAAUUAUUGUCAAUGUUUGUGACUUUCCAUUGCUAUUUGUACAAUUUCUGUGAAGUAAAAUUGACUGGAACAUGCAAAUAAUUUUGCAUGUUUGUAUAAUUAUCAGCUUUUUUGGAAUAAAAAAUAUUUGCGGCAUGGUUGAAUUAAAAAAAAGGCAUUCAGUAUGUUUGUCUUUAUGGACAAGUGGGUUGUCCAAAGGAA